CAAACAAGGUUGAGGCACUGAAUACCUUCAAUCAAGGCUGAAGGACUGAACCCCGUCAAUCAAGGCUGAAGGAUUGAACCCCUUAAAUCAGGGUUGAAAGACUGUACACCUUCAAUCAGGGCUGAAGGACUGAACACCUCAACAUUACCUCUCCACUUGUACUGUCUCCAGUAUCACCGUCAACUCUGUAUUCAACUAGAGCAGCCUGCUAUACAGGAGAAACCUUUCAGCAAGAGAUAUACCCAAGUGCUACACAGCACGAGUCUUACUCAUGAAGAAGACUACGACUACAACUAGGUUGUAGCGGCUGCCUCAAUGUUACUCACUAAUUCCAGUCCCAGGUCCAGUACUGCUCCAGCCACCGCCACGGACACUACCCUCCAGACCAAGCAAUGUGAUCCUCGCUAGGACAGCGGAUGAGCUAGUGUGAGCACCAGUUGCCAAGGCUAGUGAGACUACUUGGUGUAGCAGCAGUACUGCCGAAGCUAGUGUGAAACACGUGGUUUCGCAGCAGAAUUCGUGGCUGGUGUGAAACACGUGGAGGUGAAGGCUACGGGUGGUAAGACAAACAUCAUGGCUGCGAGGGAUGAGAACGGUCGCCUGAAGCUGCCCAGUGACAGAUACGUGCCCUUCCAGCGAGUGCUCAGCAGGUCUAACCGCAGCUCGCGGCGUCAGUCUCCCGUGAGUCGCAACAGUCAAUGGGAGAGCGGCAGUGGAAGCCACAGGCCCUCCCGCAACCACUCUCACAACGUCUCGACGACGAGCACCAACACCGUCGUUUCGCCAACGUAGACGACGUCACCGACUCCCUCGGCAACCUCCGGCUGGAGCGGCGCAAGAAGGACAGACGCAGCCGCAGUCUUAAAAACGACACCACCGACAGCAGCAACAACAACUCCCCGAAGAUGCCGUUCAUCCCCUUCCAGCGUGUCUUGCACAGGCGGCGUACCACCCUUCCUCCAGCCAACAUAAAGCAAGGUAGCUCGAAGCCUAGUACUCAAGUAGGUGCAAAAAGACCCUCUACAAGCAGCGUAACCAUCAGCGAGAUCCCUCCUCCAGAAGCUGAUAGCUCAUGUGAGGAUGCACCUGACCCUGCCCCUUCCUCUCCCUCUCACUAACACACAACUCUACCAUAGUUUGCCUCAAGUCAUCAUACCAACAAGAAUACAAUAGUUGGUGAGUUUCACUCUUAGUAAUUUGAUUUUUUCCAAUUAUUUUAAACCUAAUUUGUUUAAAGUGUACUUUCAACUGUAUAUACACUGUUGGUGCAUGUUUAAUGCUUGCAUAUUUAUUUUGUAUGAAUUAAAGUACAGCUAAAAAAAAUUCUCUAAAACUAGCAUUUCUGCUAUUAUUGCUAUAUUCAUGGGGGACAUUAUUUGCACAUUUCAAAACAGCAACCAAAAAAUAAAUCUGAAAAAACUGGUACUGUACUAAGCAAGAUGAAUAUUUCAACAGCUACACGAAAAUUUGGGUACUAUGCUCUAUGAGACUUUCAUUCCUGGCCCUUCCACUGACCAUGGUUGUAUUCUGGGAGCAUCUUGUUCCUCGCUCCAUGUUUACAAAACUAUAUUGGGUAUUUUUAUCACUCUAUUUGGUCUCUGGACACAGUAUUAACCAUGGCACCCAAGAUAGUGAUACUGGAGGUGCCAAAAACAUUAAGAGUGAAUCUAAACAUUAUUGAAGAAUAGAGAAGUGUUAGAUAUGCUU
Messenger RNA from Cherax quadricarinatus, 1707 nucleotides. The record is from RefSeq and is a predicted model, not a curated record. NCBI's taxonomy places the organism in Eukaryota, Metazoa, Arthropoda, Malacostraca, Decapoda, Parastacidae.